UCUUCCGUACAACCAGACGUAUAGUUAUGGUGCAAGGUAUACUCGCUUUUAAAGUCGUUUCAAUUGACCUGAAAUAUAGGUGUAGAGAUACGAAUACGCUAUAAUACACCGACCACAACGAUACCGAUGAAGGAGGAGCCUCAUAGAUCAGAUAUCGGAUAUAUCGAAUCAAAAGUCUCUUAGUAGCCUGCCAACAAUCGUUUUCCCCUACACUGCACUGUUGUAGGUAUACAAAACUCGUUCACUAUUCACCAUAUUCACUGAUCACUAUUCACUAUUUACUAUUCACUGUUUUAAGUUGACCGUCGUUGUCCUCGGGUAUAUCCGGGAACCAGGAUCCCUGUGAUCCGUGAUCCAUGAUCCGAAGAUAUAGAAAAUCGAAGAUCAAAGAUGUCCAGCGAUCUGGGGACCGUUGAAGCUUAUCAGCUUCCAUCGAGUUCUCCAUAUUAUGUCUAAUCCGAUCUCUCGGCUUUCGGUUUAGCAUAUCUCUCAACCCUAGCGUAAAAACUUCUGAAAGUUGUUUUUUUCACGCACGUUAUAAAGUCGAACUUUUUAGAUUAUGGGAUAAAAACGCCAUGUUUACGACCAACCUUGAACAUUCUCAUCCAAGGACCCGUGAUAAAUUCUUAUAUGUUCUACAUGUAUAGCGUCCCACUGCAUUGCAUUCAAUAUUAUUACUUACAAUUAGCGAGAAACACCUUAUGCUCAAAUUUUUUGUUCUCUAAUUUACAAUAUGGAAACUGCAGUGUCCUAAUAUGAAAUGGGAUCAUCAGAAUAUGUAUUUAUAUAUAAAAGGAAAAAUGAAAUAACAGAUAAUCAAUAUCAUAGUCAAGCUCGGCCACGUACAUAUCAUGACACGUGCAUAGAAUUUUCUAUGAGUAUAGGUGUUGAUCCUCUUGAGUUAAGGGAAGGGGAGAAUUGACUUUAUUUCCAUAAUUAGAUCAGUCAUGGCCGCAAUAAACCCUCCUAUGUAAUUAUGGCUGUAGGUCGAAUCCUAUGAUUAUUUCAGUAGAUAUAAAUUUGUUGAAACGAUUGAAAAGAUAUUUUGAUUCUAGUUUGAAAUAUUGCAAAAAUAUUGUGUAAUUUCAGUUAUCGCUAAUUUUCUGUUUUAAAAAUGCGUUCGAAUUAGAGUGUUAUCGAAUUUUCAACUUUCAUUUGCUUCAUGAUUAAGGGAAAGUGUUAAAGUAGGCAUAAGAAAACGAAGGAAAAAAAAAAGAAAAGAAAUCAUGAUCGUCGUGUAGCGAGAGAGAAUAUAAUAACAAAACGCCACGUGCGGAAUAUCCCGCAGAAUUUAUAGUGGAAGGAUUUCAAGAGCGCCGGGUUUUUGGUAGGGCAGCUGCUGCGGUUGUUCCAUGCCGUUCAUCUACCUCCGACGUAAUUUAUUCGCUCCUUCGCUCUUUUGUCAACUGGUGUAUAGAUGGUGCGGACUUCUUUUUCAUGGCGAAAUACGAAUUCGAUACGUUUUACUAGAUAAUAAAUAUCAGCUGAUCGAUGUCAACCCGAAGAGUCCUUUCGCGGCCUAUAUUAGGUAUGUAUCGAUAAUGGACAUCGCUGAUGUUGAUCUUGGACGAGUGUAGGGGUGCAAAUCAGGUGAAUCGGAGAAACUGGGCAGAAGGGCAGGAGUGAGUCGGUAGCUACAGCAGCGGGAGUCGGCGGAUGAGGGCUGCGUAAAGAAACUGGAAGUCCCUGAACUUGACUGACUCUUCCUUAACAGGCGUAUACCCUAGCUAUACAUACGUCGCGCGCGGUUUUACCGAACGCUUUGGAGCUCGGUUGCAGUGGUAUGUCUUGUACUCAGCACCCUAUACCUGGCUAGUUCAAGGACGAAUGCGACAGCAUCCAAGCGCCCAACCACUUGUCUCUACAUGGAUAUACGGUGUGUUUGUAAUAACGAAUGUAUGCCACGAAUUACCAAUGAAAAUUGUAGGUAAGUAGGUAUCAAGGUUACAAAUUUAAUUCCCUGGUUGAAAAAUUCUUUAUGCGUACGUAUAACAUAACAAAUGUAGCCUGCAUCGUGCACUAAAAGUAAACCGUCCGCAGUUCUGACUGUCGCACUAGCAAUAAGUUGUCUUAAUUUUCAAACUUAUAAAUUCUCCGUUUUUAUGUAUCACAAUACAUAUUAGAACGAGGGAAACGGAAGCUAUAAAUGAGGAGAACGCAACGGUGACAAAAGAAGUACCACAAUCACUGCGGCAGGUAUGAGGUGCAUAACUCACCAUCUGAAUGUAGUUGAAGAUGCAGCAGGAUAGAUGAGUUCUCAAAUAUAAAUUCGAAGGAGAUUGCAGGUCGAGUAGUCUACCCGUAGUCUUUGAUCUUUUGCUGACAUCAAUAUUCUGCGAAGUGUUAAUUUGACGCGUUGCAUAUAUAGGUGUACGUAUAGACACGUGAUAUACUGUAACAUGCAGUUAAGGUGUAAAACUUUUUUUUACGUAGUUACUUAGUGUGUAUGUUCGUAUGUUACACAUCUAUAGAUCAGUAUACUGCACUGUGCCGAGUAUAAUCUGAUACAAUAAUUCAACUAUUAUAAGAUCGCAUUCAAGUGUCAGGUAGUGAUUUUGCCUCGCUAUUCAAGUGCAUCAGCUACGCCCGCUUAAAGAUCGGAGACUAUAAAGACCAUUCGAGUUUUAGAUCCGUCGAGCCGCUCACUCUUCGAUCAAUUGAUCCAAAGGGUGGGGCGAAGGGGAUGAGAGAGACGCUCGCAUGUCCGUUCAUCCUAUCACGUUGUAGUGCAUCUUGCCGGUACAAAAAUGAAGGGACUUUUCUCAAACCUUUCUUCCCUACAAGGAGAGCAAAUAGCCUAAUCAUAAACUACAUUUUUGUCCUAUAUUCUAUACGGGGAUGUUACAGAAAGUCAAUGUUGGUCGGAUGGUGUUCGAUGACAGUUACAAGGUACACAUUGUGAUGUUUUUUUUGUCCUUGACUAUGUGGGGUUGAUAUACACAAAACAACGAUCGUUGAACAUGCUUCGAGAAUUAGGGAGAAGGUCAUCCAAGUGUGCCGCCUGGGUACUCGACCGUGACGCUGUCAGUCGGGCUCGAAAUACGUAAAAAAUUAAGAAAUUAUACAUAUCUGCCGGAAACCUGGUAAAAUAUCAAAAAUUACAUUUAUUGAAAACCUGAGUGUUCAUCGAGUCUGCGGCAACACAAUUUAUCUUCAAUAUUGGCCCUGUAAGAAACAUUAGAAGCCCGACGUGCAGAUUGCGCACCUGCAAGUUGCACACAGCUAAGGAAUCAGGCGGCACCACAACACGCCCGGCUAUAUUACUCAUCAUCUUCAUCAUCUCUUCUACCGCACCUUCCACAUCACUUCUUCGGACAAGCUUUAUUUGAUUCGAAGUCGUCGUUACAAGUUACACGUCGGUAAAACGUACGGCGCCUCCCUGGCUGACGUUGGCGUUUAAAAAUUGCAGUGCGGUGUCCGUCAACGGUUCGCAACGGGCGUUAUAUUAUACCGUGUGGUAAAGUGUCGGUUAAUAGUUUUAUCGUCGUCGUAGCUGCUGAGAGAAUUAAUUAAUCGAAAAAAAUUGAACGCUCAUCAUUUCUCAUGGCUCUGAAAGAAAGUUGCUGGAGCACCUGGUGCUUUUUGUGGGUGACCUUUUUCAUCAUUCUAACGCUGGUCGUUAGAACGUUGAUCAAACUUUGCGCCCGAACAAAAAAUAAAUCGGCGAUCCGGCUCAAUUUGAAUUUCAACAGAUGCAUCAGCAAAGACAGCGGUUUUAGCGGCGACGAAGAUUCCGGAGUAAUGAAAUACUGCGGCGACGAAUAUCGCGGUAAAAUCAAUAAAAUUGAUCUCGUGCGUCGUGGUUCGAUCACUGGAAGGGCGCAGAUGAAGACAAAAAGGACGAAGGAUCGGGGCCACAGCACGAGCGAAAAAAAAAUUCUAAACGGUCCACUUGGAUUGCCGAUUUUUGGAUCCUUACACCUUUUAGGAGGGAGCGGCGGACCCUUUUACGCGUUUACCAUGUUGAGCAGAAAAUAUGGUGAAAUUUAUGCCAUCAAACUUGGUUCUUCCAAGUGCAUUGUUGUCAGCAGUUAUCGGCUGGUCAAAGAAGUCCUCGUAACCAAAGGACAACAUUUUGGCGGGAGACCCAACUUUCUAAGGUUUCACGAACUUUUUGGGGGUGAUCGUAACAACUCGCUGGCUUUAUGCGACUGGUCCGAAUUGCAACGCACUCGAAGGUCACUGGCUCGAAGUUAUUGUUCACCACGUAACGGAAGUUCGCAGCAAUGUGAUUUGGCCAAGGUCGCAUCCGUAGAGGCGAACCGUCUCCUGAAGGUUCUAGACGCUGAAGAUUCGCUGCCGGUUCGACGCGGAGAUGCUCCUUUAAAACCCCUAAUCCUUGCGGCGGUUGCGAACAUGUUCACACAUUACAUGUGUUCAUCGCCAUUCAGCUACGAAGAUUCUGAAUUUCGCCGAACCGUUAGGAUAUUCGAUGAGAUAUUCUGGGAGAUAAAUCAGGGGUACGCUAUCGACUUUUUACCGUGGUUGAGUCCAUUAUACGCGGGUCACAUGCGACGGUUGAGAACCUGGGCAACGGAAAUUCGUUCUUUCAUCCUGAAAAGAAUAAUUAACGGGCGUAGGUCGAGUCUAGAUCUGGUAAAUGGGAUCCCCAGGGAUUUUACGGACGCGCUUCUCCUUCACCUGGAAUCUCCGGAGACAGAAGUUUCGUGGGACCACAUAAUGUUCGAACUCGAGGACUUCCUCGGCGGUCAUUCCGCUAUCGGUAAUUUGGUCAUGUUGGUCCUUGCCCACGUCGCGAAAUGCCCAGAAAUCCAGGUGGGAAUUCACGCCGAAUGCGACGCUGUUAAAAACCGUAAAAAAUGUCAAAUCGCCGGACUCACCGACAGACCGGAAAUGCCAUACACAGAAGCUGUUAUUUGGGAAACGCUUAGAGUUUCUAGCUCCCCUAUCGUACCUCAUGUUGCUUCGAAAGAUACGGACGUCGAUGGUUAUCCGGUAGAAAAAGGUACGGUUGUCUUUGUAAAUAAUUACGAACUUAAUUUAGGCGAUAGCUACUGGGGAAUCAGAGCUAGAGAUUUUUGUCCUGCAAGAUUUUUAACUGAAUCAAAAGAGGUGAAAGGGAAGUUCACAAUAUCGAAACCAGCGCAUUUCAUGCCAUUUUCUACAGGAAAAAGAACCUGCAUUGGGCAGAGACUCGUUCAGGGAUUUACUUUUGCCACUGUUGCUGCCAUUUUUUCUCAAUAUCAGGUUUUAGCAGCCGAUAACGGGCCCGAUUUAACGGAGCGAUUGGUUCCAGGAUGCAUCGCUGUCCCACCUGACACAUUUCACCUUGCUUUGGUACCCCGUGUUGAAAAUGAUCAGGUUGUUAUCUAGUCAGUUAUUGUUGAAUUUUACGUAGACUCAUGUUAGGUAUGUAUCAUGUAUCAAUACAUGCGAGUGAAAUUUGUCCCUUACAAACGCAAGGGUAUGCAACUAUUCAGCGGUCCAUUUUGUACUUCAUGUUAGACUAGUAUAUUCGAAGUAACCAUGAUUUCUCGAUAACCACAGUAUCGCAGUCAUAUAUCCACAGAUAGAUUUAUUUGUCGGAAAAUCGUAAGACUGAAUUUUAAUCCGUAUCAUAUAAUAGCAAAAAUGUUUUGUCUGAUAAAUUGUGCUUGGUAAUCAUUGUAUUAGAUGUAUAGGUUUUAAUUAGUUUUGCAGAAAUCUCCGCCGUGUCGCGAUGUUUGCUUAAUCCGGAUCGUAAAGUCUUUAUUAAUUGUAACUAAUUGAAAAUUUGUCUGGAUAAUUUUUUUACCUCUUCAUAUUUUAACUUUUCCUCUACAUAUGUAUGUUAAAUUUUCUGUUAUCGAAUUUUGUUCUUCAUGCAUAUCAUGGUAUCUUUGACAUGUUGAUCAACAUAUUAUUAUUGUAAUCUUUGAUUAGAUAAUUCGGACUGAAAGACAUGCAUUAAAAGUCACACUACAUUAUUGUAGAAUUAUGAUGGCAGGUGGAAACGAAAUUAUCUGAUGUCCAUCCACGAUCGUUCAGGUACUUUUCGAAACGAUCUAAUGGAUAAAAAAUAUUCAUACUUUGCAUGGAAAAAUGUUUGAAUAAUCAUAAUUUUCAAAUGAAAAGUGAUCUUAUAUUAGUUAUCGGUAUAGAUAAAUGGUAAUAGUAAGCAAUAGGAAGCAAUGUCACAAAAUUGAACAUAUUGCUCGCCUAAUUAUUCUAACAUUCUUAUGUAUAGUAUCAUACCAACGUCUUACAUAUUGGAUUUUAUACAUUAUAUGUUAUGUAUUUUACGAUAAAUGUUUUGUAUGUUUGUCGUUACAUAGUUUUAGCAAACAUUAAUCUGCGUCAUAACAUUUUCAUGAUUAAAACUACCCAAAAUGAUUGGGACAUAUUCAAAAUAUUUAUAUUCUAAUUGUAUUUGAACGAAGUCGGAUUCAAUUCAAACGGACUUCAGUACGGGAUUUCCACGUGAGAGAAAGCAACCAAUCGGUGGAGUUUGUUGGAAGAUACUGCGUAAAUAUUUUCCCUGUCACAUGAUGGGUGCUAUGGGGUGAAAAGAAUCUGAGGUGAGAGUCAUUGUGUUUAAUUUUCAACAAUCGGCAGUAAAUAAUCGGUUUACCUGGUGAUAAACCGUUUGCAUAAUUCACUCAUACAUCCACACAACGGAGUUACUGCGGACGUAAUUUCUUAUCGAAGUCA
Messenger RNA from Athalia rosae (coleseed sawfly), 6651 nucleotides. RefSeq names its product cytochrome P450 307a1-like. Gene Ontology annotation, molecular function: heme binding; monooxygenase activity; iron ion binding. The transcript has 7 exons. The coding region runs from base 3544 to 5334 and encodes 596 amino acids. The record is from RefSeq and is a predicted model, not a curated record. NCBI's taxonomy places the organism in Eukaryota, Metazoa, Arthropoda, Insecta, Hymenoptera, Athaliidae.